Emiliania huxleyi CCMP1516 is the source of this 750-nucleotide messenger RNA. RefSeq names its product multidrug resistance-associated protein, ABC superfamily. The transcript is spliced from 2 exons. The record is from RefSeq and is a predicted model, not a curated record. Bases 1 to 750 code for a protein of 249 amino acids. NCBI's taxonomy places the organism in Eukaryota, Haptophyta, Isochrysidales, Noelaerhabdaceae. Gene Ontology annotation, cellular component: membrane. Gene Ontology annotation, molecular function: ATP binding; ATPase-coupled transmembrane transporter activity; ATP hydrolysis activity. Gene Ontology annotation, biological process: transmembrane transport.
AUGUCCGAGACAUGUCGCAUAGGCGUUCGGAUGGGCUACCGGCCGGGACUGCCCGAUGUCCUCUCCGACCUCCGCCUCGACAUUGCGCCGCGCGAGAAGGUCGGGAUCGUCGGCCGCACCGGCGCCGGCAAGUCGUCCAUCCUGGUGGCCCUCUUCCGGAUGGGCGAGGUGCGCGCAGGCGCCAUCCUCCUCGACGGGGUCGACAUCUCGGCGGUGCCGCUGCCGACGCUGCGCUCGCGGCUCGCAAUCAUCCCUCAGGACCCGGUCCUCUUCACCGGCACGCUGCGCCAGAACCUCGACCCCUUCUCCGAGGCGAGAUAUCCCCGAGAUCACCCGAGGUCGCCCGAGCUGUGGGACGCGCUCGACGCGUGCUCCAUCGGUGGCGCGAUGCGCGAGCACCCCGAUGGGCUCGGCAAGCCGAUCGACGAGCGCGGCGCCAACCUGUCGAUGGGUCAGCGGCAGCUCGUCUGCAUGGCGCGGGCGCUGCUCAAGCGCGCGCGCAUUCUCGUCCUCGACGAGGCGACCGCUUCCGUCGACAUGGAGACGGACGAGCUGAUCCAGCAGACGCUGCGCCGCGAGAUGACCGACGCCACCGUGCUCACCAUCGCCCACCGGCUCGACACCAUCAUGCAGGGCGACCGGGUGGUGGUCAUGCACGCGGGGCAGGCGGUCGAGUCGGGCCCGCCGCUUGAGCUCCGCGACACGCCCGGCUCGCGCUUCGCCGAGCUGUGGAGCGCGCAACAGCAGUGA